Molecule: messenger RNA, 1797 nt
Organism: Pan troglodytes (chimpanzee)
Lineage: Eukaryota; Metazoa; Chordata; Mammalia; Primates; Hominidae
Gene: CELF3
Product: CUGBP Elav-like family member 3
Exons: 14
Coding region: 409-1662 (417 amino acids)
Molecular function (GO): RNA binding
Source: RefSeq, a predicted model, not a curated record
GGUUUUUGUUGAGGAGAGCGCGGCCGGAGAGCAGAGCUCCGGGACCCAGAUCCCGAGGCAUCUGGAGGAGAAGGACCUGAAGCCCAUCUUCGAACAGUUUGGUCGGAUCUUUGAGCUGACUGUCAUCAAGGACAAGUACACCGGGCUGCACAAGGGUGAGGGGUCGGGCAGGCUGAAGAGGCUUCGGGGUGGGCUGGGAGGCUGGGGGAAGUUAAGCCAGGCUGGAGGGGUGGAGCGGCUGGGAAGGGCUGAUGUGGAAGGAGAAGAGUUCAGGCCUGAGGAAAGUGGAUGGAGGAGCUGAAAAAGAACUCAGCUAGAGUGAUCAGGAAACCCCGGUGAAGGACUAAGGAGGGCCUCUUUUGGCUGAAGAGUUGUCAAGACGGCUGCAAAGAUGUGGAUCCCAGACAUAUGGGAUGUGCCUUCCUGACAUACUGUGCCCGGGAUUCAGCCCUGAAGGCCCAGAGCGCCCUGCACGAACAGAAGACGCUUCCAGGGAUGAACAGGCCGAUCCAGGUCAAGCCAGCCGACAGCGAGAGCCGAGGAGAAGACCGGAAGCUCUUUGUGGGGAUGCUAGGGAAGCAGCAGACAGAUGAGGACGUCCGGAAGAUGUUUGAGCCCUUCGGGACCAUCGACGAGUGCACUGUGCUCCGGGGGCCAGAUGGCACCAGCAAAGGCUGCGCCUUCGUGAAGUUCCAGACCCACGCUGAGGCCCAGGCGGCCAUCAACACCCUUCACAGCAGCCGGACCCUGCCAGGUGCCUCGUCCAGCCUGGUGGUGAAGUUUGCUGACACCGAGAAGGAGCGAGGUCUCCGCCGCAUGCAGCAGGUGGCCACCCAGUUGGGCAUGUUCAGCCCCAUCGCCCUCCAGUUUGGAGCCUACAGCGCCUACACCCAGGCCCUGAUGCAGCAGCAGGCGGCCCUGGUAGCGGCUCACAGUGCCUACCUCAGCCCCAUGGCCACCAUGGCUGCCGUGCAGAUGCAGCACAUGGCUGCCAUCAAUGCCAAUGGCCUCAUCGCCACCCCCAUCACCCCAUCCUCAGGAACCAGCACCCCUCCUGCCAUCGCUGCCACGCCUGUCUCUGCCAUUCCGGCUGCCCUGGGCGUCAACGGCUACAGCCCGGUGCCCACCCAGCCCACUGGGCAGCCUGCCCCUGAUGCUCUGUAUCCCAACGGGGUUCACCCCUACCCAGCCCAGAGCCCCGCGGCCCCCGUGGACCCCCUGCAGCAGGCCUACGCAGGGAUGCAGCACUACACAGCAGCCUACCCAGCAGCCUACAGCCUGGUUGCACCUGCGUUCCCGCAGCCUCCAGCCCUGGUCGCCCAGCAGCCCCCACCACCGCCUCAACAGCAGCAGCAGCAGCAGCAGCAGCAACAGCAGCAGCAAAGAGAAGGCCCUGAUGGCUGCAACAUCUUCAUCUACCACCUGCCCCAGGAGUUCACUGACUCAGAGAUCCUCCAGAUGUUUGUCCCCUUUGGCCACGUCAUCUCAGCCAAAGUCUUUGUUGACCGGGCCACCAAUCAAAGCAAAUGUUUUGGCUUUGUGAGUUUCGACAAUCCGGCCAGUGCCCAGGCUGCCAUCCAGGCCAUGAAUGGCUUCCAGAUCGGCAUGAAGCGCCUCAAAGUCCAGCUAAAGCGGCCUAAGGAUGCCAACCGGCCCUACUGAGGGCCCCCAGGUCUGGAGAUCCCAGAGGAAGGGGCGCCUCACACCCUCUUCCCACGACUGGCCCCGGCCCUCUCCGCACACCUGCUCUGGGCCUUGACUGGGUUCUGGGGCAAACGCUGCUUCGUGGCCCCCGGG